This is a messenger RNA of Sorex araneus (European shrew), 3858 nucleotides long. RefSeq names its product mediator complex subunit 25 (gene MED25). Lineage: Eukaryota; Metazoa; Chordata; Mammalia; Eulipotyphla; Soricidae. Gene Ontology annotation, cellular component: mediator complex; transcription regulator complex. The coding region runs from base 54 to 2450 and encodes 798 amino acids. The record is from RefSeq and is a predicted model, not a curated record. The transcript is spliced from 18 exons. Gene Ontology annotation, biological process: positive regulation of transcription by RNA polymerase II.
CUGCCGCUCCUUCCGCGGUGGCGGCGGCGGCGGUGGCGGCGCUCGCUCGGGGCAUGGUCCCCGGGUCCGAGGGCCCGGCCCGCGCCGGGGGCCUCGUGGCGGACGUGGUGUUUGUGAUCGAGGGCACGGCCAACUUGGGGCCGUACUUCGAGGGGCUCCGCAAGCACUACCUGCUCCCUGCCAUCGAGUAUUUUAACGGCGGGCCUCCUGCUGAGACGGACUUCGGCGGAGACUAUGGGGGCACCCAGUACAGCCUCGUGGUGUUCAACACGGUGGACUGCGCGCCCGAGUCCUACGUACAGUGUCAUGCACCUACCAGCAGCGCCUACGAGUUUGUCACCUGGCUUGAUGGCAUUAAGUUCAUGGGCGGGGGUGGCGAGAGCUGCAGCCUCAUCGCCGAAGGUCUCAGCACAGCCCUGCAGUUAUUCGACGACUUCAAGAAGAUGAGGGAGCAGAUUGGGGAAACGCACCGCGUCUGCCUCCUUAUCUGCAACUCGCCGCCCUACCUGCUGCCUGCUGUUGAGAGCACCACGUACUCAGGGUACACCACCGAGAGCCUCGUGCAGAAGAUUGGGGAGCAAGGCAUCCACUUCUCCAUUGUGUCUCCCCGGAAGCUCCCCGCCUUGCGGCUCCUGUUCGAGAAAGCGGCGCCCCCAGCCCUGCUGGAGCCGCUGCAGCCACCCACUGACGUGAGCCAGGACCCGCGGCACAUGGUGCUGGUGCGGGGGCUGGUGCUGCCAGUUGGCGGUAGCUCAGCGCCAGGCCCCCUCCAGCAGAAGCAGCCUGGCCCGCUGCCUCCAGCCGCGACCUCUGGCGCCUCACUGGCAGCAGUGCCCCAGCAGCCUCUGCCCCCUGUCCCCCAGCAGUAUCAGGUCCCCGGGAACCUAAGUGCUGCCCAGGUGGCUGCCCAGAAUGCCGUGGAGGCUGCAAAGAACCAGAAGGCUGGACUGGGGCCCCGCUUCUCUCCCAUCAACGCUCUCCAGCAAGCGGCUCCAGGAGUGGGUCCCCCCUUCAGCCAGACUGCAGGUUCUCAGCUUCCCUCAGGGCCUCCCGGGGCCCCUAAGCCCCCCCCUGCCUCCCAGCCGAGUCUGGUUUCCACUGUGGCCACGGGCCCAGGCCUCGCUCCUCCUGCACAGCCCGGUGCGGCCAGCAUGGCGGGCGCAGUGGCCCCUACAGGCGUGAGUGGCCCAGCGGCAGCAGCGCAGCUGGGAGCCCCGGGCCUGGGUGGGCAGCAGUCGGUCUCCAACAAACUGCUGGCCUGGAGUGGGGUCCUCGAGUGGCAGGAGAAACCCAAACCAGCCUCAGUGGAUGCCAACACCAAACUCACACGCUCGCUGCCCUGCCAGGUCUAUGUGAACCACGGCGAGAACCUGAAGACAGAGCAGUGGCCCCAGAAGCUGAUCAUGCAGCUGAUCCCCCAGCAACUGCUGACCACACUGGGCCCUCUGUUCCGGAACUCGAGGAUGGUACAGUUCCAUUUCACCAACAAGGAUCUGGAGUCCCUCAAAGGCCUCUACCGCAUCAUGGGCAACGGCUUCGCGGGUUGCGUGCACUUUCCGCACACGGCCCCGUGCGAGGUGCGCGUGCUCAUGCUGCUCUACUCGUCCAAGAAGAAGAUCUUCAUGGGCCUCAUCCCCUAUGACCAGAGUGGCUUUGUCAAUGGCAUCCGCCAGGUCAUCACUAACCACAAGCAGGUGCAGCAGCAGAAGCUGGAGCAGCAGCAGCAGCGCGGGAUGGGGGCCCAGCAGGCUCCCCCUGGGCUUGGCCCCAUUCUGGAGGACCAGGCAAGGCCCUCGCAGAACCUGCUCCAGCUCCGCCCACCUCAGCCCCAGCCUCAGGGCACUGUGGGGGCCACUGCGGCCUCAGGGCAACCCCCAACCCAAGGUGCUGCUCAGGCCCCCCAGGGCGGCCCCCAAGGCCCUCCAGGAGCAGCCCCUGGGCCCCCUCCUCCUGGACCCAUCCUUCGGCCCCAGAAUCCGGGGGCCAACCCCCAGCUUCGGAGUCUCCUCCUCAACCCGCCGCCGCCCCAGACUGGGGUACCCCCGCCUCAGGCCUCCCUCCACCACCUCCAGCCACAAGGGGCCCCUGCACUGCUGCCCCCACCGCACCAGGGCCUGGGGCAGCCUCAGCUGGGCCCCCCUCUCCUGCACCCACCGCCUGCCCAGUCCUGGCCUGCUCAGCUUCCCCCCCGGGCUCCACUGCCAGUGCCUAAACGCAAGCGUGAGCGAGAGGGCGGCGUGUUCCGAGAAAAGUGGGAGCGAGCCUAUUUCUUUGUGGAGGUGAAGAGCAUGCCUACUUGUUUAAUAUGCAAAAAAAUCGUGUCUGUGUUGAAAGAGUACAACCUGAGGCGCCACUACAAGUCCAAGCACAGUAAGAGCUACGACCAGUACACGGAGCAGACGCGAGACGCCAUCCUCGAUGAACUGAAAAAGGGGCUCAAGUGUCAGUAGGGGCACUGCAGGGCCCGUGAUAGACAGACAAGGCGCGGCUGCUGCCAGCCCACCUUGCGCCCCGUUGGAGCCGCCCUGAGCAUUCCCCUCCUGCACGCGGCGAAUUUUUUAAGGAGCCGUAAGAGACUCUGGGGACCAGACACUCCGGUCUGUGUGCGCCCACGCGGCUCCUGCUCACGGGCGGCCCGUGGCGUGGAAGAGCUGGCCAGUGAUGUCCAAGUCCACUCUCCUGAAAGAAUCCAAUCCAUUGUGGCCUUUCCUGUCGCUGCUCAUGAACCCUUGUCACCUGUUUAGCUUUAUUUAUUCGCUGGGUCAAGAACUGGGGUGUGACCGAACGGCUGUGACGCGGGCCUAGGGCGGCCCACCGCUGGGAAGUGACUUGUGCGCAGGUACGCGCUGGGGCAAAGUGGCCCAUUUGCCAGGUCCAAAUUCCUUCACGCAGCUGUGUGCAUCAGACCAUCUGUCACCCGAGAACUUCUCAGGCCAUCUGGAGCUGGGACAGAGGGGUUCAAAGCAGACCCCCCUCCAUGGACAGCUGCGCCUGUACUACUUGAAUUCAGGCAGGUGGAUGGCACCCUCAACUUGAUGUAUUGUCCAGAAGCCUGUGACCUGGCCGACCCUCUGCCUCUGGGAGCAUAGCUGUCCACCCAGUGGCCCUCACAGAAGGCCAAAAACACCCCUGGGCUUUCCCUGAGGAGGCUGGCGACAGCCCCAGUCGAGGUCACAGCUCUCCUGAAUGCUCGCAUGUCUCCACAAGGACUUUUCACAAACAGCAACUUGAAUGUAUGAUGGUGUUGGGCAGACCGGGAGCACCCGUGGGCCAGGCGACCACAACACUUGGUCAAAUGACAUCACCUGACUGUAUUCACCCAAGUAGGGGCGAGGGGGUGAGAGCCCAAACUCCCCCCAUCCUGCCCCGGAAGGCUUUGUGACAGUGACCAACGUGUCGGCUAACGUGCUCCAAGGAGCACAGGCGUGGCUGGCUUUGGAAACGCGCAGUGCAAUAGGCCCUGUUCCUAGGGCACCGGUUCCAGCCCCGCAGUGACUUCUGGUCGUUCAUGGCCCUGCCCCUCUGUCCGUUCGUUGGCCCGAAGCUCCGUGUGUGAGGGCCGCUGUGCUUGGCAACAGCUGUUUUCCGUUACGAAACUGAAUCCAGCAACACAUGCUGAGAAGCUCUGGAUUCUGGAAUCUGCCCUUGGCGGGUUCGCCACGGCCUAUGUUCCCCAGGGCAAUCCAAGGCCCGACCGAGGUUCUAGGGGUCGCAGGGGUCGUGGCCACCUCUUAGCUUCAAAUCACAGGAGCAGAAGAAAUGAUGAGAGAAGAAAAAUUUUUUCAUAGUUAAAUAUUUCUAUUUUUCAAUUUGUAUUUUUUCAAGUUUGAAUUUGAAAUAUACAACGCCAGUAUCAUA